ACAAUAGUUUUGAUGAACUGUGAGCAGUCAAUCAGGGACGACAACUACAGUCAUAUAAUUCCAUGCAACACUAGAGGCUCUUCCUCUUCCUCACCAACAUACGCUUAUGCAGUUGUCGGAGACUAUGUGUCGGUGGGAGAUAUUCCGUAUUCAUGCACCAUCGGCACAUCUAUUAUUAUUCAACCGUUGAAGUCACUUCCAGAGCCCAGCAAUCUUUCGAUGUCAGAUUUGCAAGAUUAUAUGCUUCUGGGGCUUCAGCUUUCAUUUUUGGAACUCGUCUGCAACCGCCAAUGCGAAAUGAAAGGGCAAGCUUGCUCCUCUACAGAUUUCACUGCAAGUGCCUUUCAAUGCUCGAACGAACAUAUUCCCAACACUACAGAGAAAAAUUGGCUUUGGAAGUUUAUAACCAAUGAUUUAUUCCUUCCCUUUAUUAGUAAGGCUCCAAUUAGAAGGGGUUCUUUCUCCCAACCUUAA
Messenger RNA from Vitis riparia (riverbank grape), 474 nucleotides. RefSeq lists its product as uncharacterized. The record is from RefSeq and is a predicted model, not a curated record. The transcript has 3 exons. The coding region runs from base 13 to 474 and encodes 153 amino acids. Lineage: Eukaryota; Viridiplantae; Streptophyta; Magnoliopsida; Vitales; Vitaceae.